This is a messenger RNA of Cajanus cajan (pigeon pea), 492 nucleotides long. RefSeq names its product disease resistance protein RLM3. Gene Ontology annotation, biological process: signal transduction. The record is from RefSeq and is a predicted model, not a curated record. NCBI's taxonomy places the organism in Eukaryota, Viridiplantae, Streptophyta, Magnoliopsida, Fabales, Fabaceae.
AUGGAUGAGCAACAAAGGAUUAGCAUUGUUGGUUCUUCCUCCAACUCUUGUUCCAAAAAUCAUGAUAUUUUUCUAAGCUUUCGAGGUGAAGACACCCGUUGGAACUUCACAAGCCAUCUAUAUGAAGCUUUGAAUAAAGAGAAAGUCAAAACUUAUAUAGACGACCAACUUGAAAAGGGAGAUGAAAUCUCACCAGCGCUCACCAAAGCUAUCAAAGAUUCUCGUGUAUCUAUUGUCAUAUUCUCAAAGAACUAUGCUUCCUUAAAGUGGUGCUUGGGUGAACUCAGUCAGAUUCUGGAGUGCAGAAAAAAAAGGGGACAGAUUGUGAUUCAUGUGUUCUACAUGGCAUAUCCAUCCGAUGUGAGGAAACAAACCGGAAGCUACGAGGAAGCCUUUGUAAAACAUGAGGGAGACCGCAUGUGCAAACAAUGGAAAGAUGACCUAACUAAAGCUGUCAAUUUAGCUAGGUAUCACUCUGAAAAUUACAGGUAA